AUGAGAUACCACGACACAGUAGUGUAUCUAAACAGUCUUCGGGAAAAAAUUUCGCAGUCGCUACAGGAAUCAUCGAACGAAGAUAAGUUUAUACUUGCUUCCAACGUGCUGUCGGAAAUAAACCACUAUAUACCGAAGCUGGCAGCGGAUCCGAACCACUCGUUGGUGUUGGAGGAGUUGUUUGAGCUGUUGGUAAUGUCUCUGGAGGACGGAGGCCACUUCGGGGAGAAGAGGGAGCUGGGCCUGAAGGUGUUGACGAACCUGCUCACGAGCGGAGAGUUCGCAAACCUGGCAAAAGAAACGUUCGGGUCCCACGUACUGCAGACGGCAAUAAACUGUGUGACGUCCUUCGUAAAAUUUGAUAAAAAGUUCGACACUCUGCUGAUGCACAUCGCGAAUAAAAUAGAGGAGGAGUGUUUGUUUGAGCUCGCACACCACGUCUCAGGGUCCUAUAUACUGCGUUCAAUAAUGUCGUCGCUGGUCAACGAACUGUAUAAGAAGAAAGCGCCAACGAAGAAACACGUUCUCGAGGAGGUGCACGUGGACAAGGAGAAAAUACCAGAAUGGCGAAAAGAAAAGCUGUUCCACUGGGGAACAUUGUUUCUGAAAGAUAUGAAAAGCACGUCGAAGACGACGCAGUCCUCAGCGACGUUCUCACUGUUAGUGACACUGUUGCACGCGACAGACCAACUGGAAAAGGAAGACAUGUUGCUGUCAAUAAUAAUGGAAACGAUACCCCUGCUGAAGAAUUCGAAGAACACGAGCUACAUUCUGCAGACGAUAAUGCCGCUCUGCACAAACGUGGAGUACACAUACAUAUACAAUAACCUGGUGGUGAAGGACCUGGAAAACAUAUGCAACGAUUUGUACCUGAACUACGUAGUACAGUCGUUUAUAGAAAACAGCCACUUUCAAAAGUCGCACCUGGAGUUCAUGAUAGAGAAUCUUAAUAUUAAAAAUCUGGCAAAUUCGAAGAGCAGCUCAAUCGCAUGGAAGCUGUGUAAAGCGUGCAUCGACCUGUACACGUGCCAGGAGCAGUUCUAUAAAAAGCUGCUGGAUGACUUUGGAGUGAAGGAGGAAAACAGGUUCUGGUUUGUGGUGACCUCCGCAGGAAGAAGCGACUCGGAGAUACUGCUGAGGCCCUCAGGAUGCUCAGUGCUGACCUACCUGGUUAAGUUCCAAAAGUCAGUGAUAGGAGAGGCGGUGUCCUCGUUUAAGCACUUCCUGAACCACGCAGUGGAAAGCGGGAAGUUCGUGGAGGUCUGCUGCGACGUGUACUUCUCGCGAGUGCUGCAGAACGUCUUCGACGUGAGGCUGGCGCUCCUCCCGGAGAAGUACGUGAGGAAGCUGCUGCCAGUGUUCGAGGCGAGCCUGGUGGAGCUGUGUCUGGACAUAGGAGGCUCCCACGUGCUCUACGGCUUCUUCAGCCUCCUGAGGGCCCAGGACAAGGUGGCCCUGCUGUCAAAGAUGCUGGACCACUACGAAACGAUCAAGUCGAGGAACAGUAAGUUCGCAAGAAUGGUGAAUCUGUCGGAGUUCAAGGCAAACAGGAAGCUGUAUAUAAAGAAGCUGGAAAAGAACGAGUCGGUAAGAGAGUUGUUCAAGGAUAUAGUGGGAUGA
This is a messenger RNA of Theileria orientalis strain Shintoku, 1620 nucleotides long. RefSeq names its product Pumilio RNA-binding region repeat containing protein. The record is from RefSeq and is a predicted model, not a curated record. The transcript has 8 exons. Gene Ontology annotation, cellular component: preribosome, small subunit precursor; nucleolus; 90S preribosome. The coding region runs from base 1 to 1620 and encodes 539 amino acids. Gene Ontology annotation, molecular function: RNA binding. Gene Ontology annotation, biological process: ribosomal small subunit export from nucleus; endonucleolytic cleavage to generate mature 5'-end of SSU-rRNA from (SSU-rRNA, 5.8S rRNA, LSU-rRNA); endonucleolytic cleavage in ITS1 to separate SSU-rRNA from 5.8S rRNA and LSU-rRNA from tricistronic rRNA transcript (SSU-rRNA, 5.8S rRNA, LSU-rRNA). NCBI's taxonomy places the organism in Eukaryota, Apicomplexa, Aconoidasida, Piroplasmida, Theileriidae.